CCCAGCUGUGAGCUCAGGGCGUCCCCACCAUGGCCUGGACCCGUCUCCUGCUUCCCCUCCUCACUCUCUGCACAGGUUCUGUGGCCUCUUCUGCGCUGACGCAGCCACCUGCGGUGUCUGUGUCCUUGGGACAGACGGCCAGGAUCACCUGCCAGGGAGACAGCUUAGGAAGCUAUGAUGCUCAAUGGUACCAGCAGAAGCCAGGCCAGGCCGCUAUGCUGGUCAUUUAUGGUGAUAGCAACCUGGAGUCAGGGGUCCCUGACCGAUUCUCUGGUUCCAAAUCAGGCAAAAUUGCCACCCUGACCAUCAGCAGGGCCCAGGCCGAGGACGAGGCUGACUAUUACUGUCAGCCCAAGUCCUCGCCCUCAGUCACUCUGUUCGCGCCCUCCACUGAGGAGCUCAACGCCAACAAGGCCACCCUGGUGUGUCUCAUCAAUGACUUCUACCCGGGCAGCGUGACGGUGGCCUGGAAGUCAGGCAGCACCACCAUCACCAAGGGCGUGGAGACCAGCCAGCCCUCGAAACAGAGCAACAGCAAGUACGCGGCCAGCAGCUACCUGGCCCUGACGGCCAGCGAGUGGAAAUCUUAUGAGAAGGGGGUCAGCUGCCAGGUCACGCACGAUGGGAAAACCGUGGAGAAGACAGUGUCGCCCUCCGAGUGCCCUUAGGUCCUGGUCCUCACAUCCUCAGGGGACUGGAGCCACAGGACCCCUGGAGGGUCUACCCACCCACCCUGGUCCCCCCAGCCCUUCCUCCUGCACCCAAUCAACUCUCAAUAAAAUGUCCUCAUUGUCAUUCAGAA
Orcinus orca (killer whale) is the source of this 802-nucleotide messenger RNA. It is a transcript of the gene IGLL5, whose product is annotated as immunoglobulin lambda like polypeptide 5. Gene Ontology annotation, molecular function: MHC class II protein complex binding. Bases 30 to 668 code for a protein of 212 amino acids. The transcript has 3 exons. The record is from RefSeq and is a predicted model, not a curated record. Lineage: Eukaryota; Metazoa; Chordata; Mammalia; Artiodactyla; Delphinidae. Gene Ontology annotation, cellular component: MHC class II protein complex. Gene Ontology annotation, biological process: immunoglobulin production involved in immunoglobulin-mediated immune response; peptide antigen assembly with MHC class II protein complex; antigen processing and presentation of exogenous peptide antigen via MHC class II.